Stegodyphus dumicola is the source of this 749-nucleotide messenger RNA. RefSeq lists its product as uncharacterized. Lineage: Eukaryota; Metazoa; Arthropoda; Arachnida; Araneae; Eresidae. The record is from RefSeq and is a predicted model, not a curated record.
AUCGAUAUUUAAGUCCGUGAAAAAAAAAAAAAAAUCAGCAUAACCGAAGUCAUGCAUUAUAUAAAUGAAAUAAUUUUGUAUUAUCACAAAUACCAAUGAGUGUGGGAAAAGAAGGAAAAACAUGUGAAAAUUGAUAAAGGAAACCAAAAUUCGACAAUAAUGGCAGAACCUUAUAUUGUGAUGGAAGAAGGUGAAAGUCCAAAAAUUGUCAUUGGUGGUAAAUGCCAUAUUCUCCGAGACACAGAAAAAACAGCCGGAAUCACUCCACCCCUGCCUUCUGUUUCGGAGAUUCCGAAACCUAAUGAUACUAAGGCGUACAGUGAUUUCUACACAUUGAGCAGUCAGAGCCAUCUUAGCAAUCUUGCAGGACAUAUAGAACCUCAAAUAUAUUUCUUGCCUAGUUAUGAAAGAAGCGUAAAACGAAAGGAAAGAAGGGAACCAUCUGGAAUUCAACAUACUGAGAAAACGGAAUCUCGCAUUUUGUGUAGCCAUACUUUUGUAGAGAUAGCUUUGAAACUGUGCAUGAUCUGUCUUUUUAUUUUCAUGUUUGUGAGAUGUUUCCAGCUAGGCAUGCCAUACUUAUGGACUACGCUAGAAGGAUAUUUAACCCUGGGAACAAUAAUUCUACUUCCGUUACUUUAUUUGUUCUAUGCUUGCUUGCUUUGUAGAAAAGAAGCUAUACAUCAAACUGUGCCCUACACAGAAGAAGGAAUGUUAGCAUAAAAUCUAUGACUGUAUCUGUAAGCAAA